GCACGUUUACGCGCACCACGUCAAAUAUGUCUAAUUUCAUUGGAAACAUGUCGGCAUCUGAGAAAAUAACCAAGGUAAAGAAAUGGUAGCUUUAUUUUUCUAGCUAGCUAAUUUACAACGGCUAUGUUCAUUGCAAAUUAGCCAGUUAUUCAAUACAUCGAAGAUCCAUACCCGAAAUGCAAUAUUUACAAGCAAGUUGUUUUGCUUGCAAAGUCUUGUUUCUGGCAUUCUGCUAGCAUGAAGGCAGCCCCCAUGAACAAUUAGCUAACUAGCUAGCCAGACACAGGUAGAAAAUGGCUCUGGAAGAUUUAGGUAAAGGUUCACAAUGAAACAUUUAAAGCAAAUAUUCCUACGUUCUGCAAUGCAUUUUGUGGAGAUUGAGUGUCUGACAUUUUCCAACUUCAACUUCAGUAGCUAGCUAUCUAGUUGGGUCGUGCAUACAAUAGGAAAAGUUCAAUUUCUACACGUGCGUGUAUUUCAGUGUCACUCAUUACAAUUGCAACAUUACCUCUGGAGUUUGUGCAGCAGAUGGAUAACACUUCUAGCUAUUAUGGAUGUUAAAAUCUCUCUUGUUACGGUUGUAUUCAUUAAUUCAGUAUAUGAUUUGGAAUGUGAUCUGCAUCUGUUGCACAUCAAAUAAGUUCCAAUGAGUGCUACUUCAUAUGCUGCUCUGGUAUUUUCCCAAUGUUUAGGAGUUGUCUGAGAGUGAUGCAUUGGAAACUGAUCCUAAAGUGAGACUCUCAAGCCAGUCUGAUGAAGGUAUGGAUGUAAAUUGAGAAUGUAUGGAUGUAAAUUGAGAAUGUAUAUAUUUAGACAAAUAUUUGUAUACUGUAGAUUCUCAAAUAUAUAUAUAUAUAUAUAUAUAUAUAUAUAUAUAUAUAUAUAUAUAUACACAGCUUUUAUUGAAACCCAUUUGGGUUGUGCUGUGCAUGUUGAUGCAGAGGCGUUGAAUGUUUCCUAGGUGAUACAAGUACUGCCACAGCAGUUAUUACCAUGGAGACCGAGCCCAUGGGUGGAAUGCUGUCACAGUCACUGUUCCAGGAGAUUCAGGGGGAUGGUUCGAAAAACGGGGAGGAGAGCGAACAACUAUCAACAACAUCCUCUUCCGUGUCAGGCAGAAACCUCGCAGGUAAAAGAUUGAUCUAUAUAGUAUCCAUGGUUACAAGACUGCAUUAACAUUGAUUUAAUGUUUACAUCUUUCUUAUUGUCAGUUCUCUCUGUUUUCUCUCUCUCUUCCUUAGUUUUCAUAAUCUGUUUUAAUCGAUGAUUCCUUCGUUUAUUGCCCCCUCACAGGACAUGCAGCAAAGACCCUUCCAUCCACGUCCUCUUCACUCUCCUCCACUUCCUCUCCUUCUGGCAGAGCAAAGAUGAGUGUUUUUGGUCCUGGAAGUAAAGCACUCCCGCCCCACCCCUCAUCCUCCUCUCCCCAUCCCUCAUCCUCCUCUCCCCCUCCUGUCACUGGCCAGACAGCAAAGAUACACCGUGCUCGCAAGACCAUGAACAGACCUCCCCCAACACAGGUGAGUCUCCUAAGACGAUGGCUGGUAGUAGCACUAUAUUCUUUAGUAUAGCCAUUUUAUACUGUGAUAUCAAUCAAAAAGGCCAUAUCUUAUGUUCGAGUUAGUAUGUUGACAAAUGAGUAUUUUACCACUGAAGUUUUCUAUUCCUGUCACAUUAACCACUUCCUGACCAUCUGAUCCAUUGAGUCUUUGCCUUUCAGGUGAGGUGUAUUGAGUCGCCAAUCGUGCCAGUCAACCCCACAGACCCCACGACUAGCUUCACGACAGAGAGUGAUACUGGUCAGUGUUGAAAUAUUGCAUACAUUUUGAAUGUUAUAUCGUAUUUGUGCAUCUCUGAGUGAUGUUCUAUCGAUUCCCAGGGUCAUUUCAUGUCUAUCUGAGCCAUUCUCCAUUCAAGCAGGCUGAAAUAUAGCCGGAACGAUGUGUUUUUCUCCGGGAACCCUAUAGAACGUCGCUCAUAGAUGCACAAAUACAAUAUAAAAUUCAAAAUGGGUAAAUCUUUCCUUUUAAUGUUUGUGUGUAAGAUUACUUACUGUUUAGUUUGCAUUCUGUCAAGUUAAUUGUCUUUUACUCAGCAGCAGCAAAAAGGAGAAGGUUGGGCCAAGGUUAUGAUGGUACACCUGAGAAGGCAGAGAGCUCAAUAGGCACAGAGCAGAAGGUAAGGACGGGGCAGGGGUGUGUCAGUGCUUUAUUAUAGCAUGGAGAUAAUAGUUGCUUAUAAUAGGUCUCAUGUUGAGAUAUUAAGUAGUGACCCUGACCUAACGUUUUGUUUUUGUUACUUGAAUUUCAGGCAGAUCGUGUACUCCGCGAGGCGGCGAGACGGCGUGACAGUUGGCUGGAGGACUUGGAGGAGGAUGCAGAUGAGGACGAGUUUCUUCUCUAUAACCCCUAUGCAAGAGACGACACGGACGCAGCCUACUCCGACAGCAAGGUCAGAGGCUAAUAUCAAUGUGACUGACACGCUCUCCACAGAAUAAAUAUGAUUAUUGUGGCCACAACCCAUUUGUAUUAACCCUUUAACAGACAGCUCAUAUGAAUUUUGACAACAAUUAAACAUGAAUUUUGUUUGGCAUAUUUGAUCAUCUCGAUCAAUGCCAUUUAGUAAAAUGGUAAUGUCGUUUUCAUUAUCAGACUCCCAUCUUUUUUGAAACGAGCAUUCAAAGAUGGUUGAAAACCAGGAAGUGAACAUGAGCAAAAUUGAACCGCAUUUAUCACACAUUUUUCUUUACUAAUUGUGUAUAAAUAGAAAAUUACAACAUUGUAAAAUGUUGUUGACAUCUAAAACAUGAUUGAAUUACUGUUGUUUUACAAUUGUAGGAACUCUUGAAAAAUAUGCUCUACCAGGUGGUUGAAUUGCCCAUUUAAAGGAAUGCUAUGAAGUCAAAGCUAGUGAUAAUGGAGAAAUAUUGUUAUGGGAUUUUUUUUGUCUGUGCGAAUACAACAAUUAUUUCAAAUCCAUAUCAUUAUUCACGGUCUGCCUGUUAUCUUCGGUAUGUUUCACAAUAUCAUUCAGUACAUGCCAUGUUACUGAUAUUUGAAGCAUUUGAACUGUAAAUGCAUUAAUUUACAUUCAUUCUAAUGUUCAUAUUUUGACACACAAAUGUAUGGUAUUUAUUAAUAUUUGAUAUCAGUCCUCAUUUCACUGGGCCUAUCUUCCAUUAAAAGUAAAAGAGGCAGACAUAAUGUAAAUUCAUGUAUCAUUUUUGACAUUAUUUAAAAAGUCUUUGCACAUUCCUAUACAAAAUUAGUUUACGCUAAUUGGGCAACUCAACCGGUUUGCGACGCGUUAUCUAUCAAAGUGUAAGUUGUGCAAACACAUUUUUUUCAUUUAUUAGCCUAUACUGAGGCUAAAUACAUAUUUUGUAGGGAAAAAAAUGUACUGAUAUUUUUUCCUUGUGUAGCAGUUGAAGGGUUAAUGCUGAAUUGCCACGAUUUUGAAUUGAUACAAGGAAACUAUUGCUGCUCUCUUUCGAUAUGUAUACCUUCCAUUUAUCCUUUUGCAGUCUGAAGAUGGUGGAAUAGAGGGAAGGCUACAUGAAAGAGAUGCAGAGGAGUCUGGUAACAUGUCAGAUCAUGUGAGUAGUUUAACCCGUCCUGUGUUGGUAGCUACAAUCAUUUACCGGGCAGUUUUAUGCUACAUGUGUUUCGUAAGAUUCCCUUGCUGGAACAUAAUAUCUAUUUGGGCAAAGCAAUGUUUCUCUGCCGGUCAACCAAACCCUCUUUGUCCACAGAGCUCUGAGUCGGGCCCACAGAGGCUGGGCCAGAGGAACAAAGUGAGCAGCGAUUCGCCAUGGACUCGCCCAGGGCGGGGAAAAGGGAGAGAGAGAGCCGAAGGAGUAGAGGCAGGAAGAGGUGAGUGACGGGGAGAUCUUUAUUAGUUUGUAUAAAUAGUCUUAUCACCGGCACUAUCAUUAUCACCACAGUGCCCUAUUGCUGGUCAAUUAUUAUUUUCUGUUGUAACUCCCAGCAGUGUCGGCAGCAUCUGCUCUAGGUGGGUCCUGCGAGUACACAGAGGUUGCCUUGGGCUCCCUGGACAUCGCGGCAGCAGACAGCCUAACACUCUCACCUCACCACGGUAGGUCGAUUGUGUUCACACACAAUACACAAUCUGCAUGUCUUUAUCUGUGGUCUCUCAGGGUCAAAUCCUAGCUUGACGUAUGCUUCCUGAAACUUUGACACAAAUCUCCCAUUGAUGUCUUGUGAACACAUGAUUUGCGUACAUAACUAAAGCCACGAUAUGGUUCUCAGUGAAUAGCACUGAUUAUAUGCUACAGUGAAUAGUACUAUUUAACACCGAUGUGGGAAUGUCUUAUCUGCAUGUCUGUGUAGAAGGCAGUGAUGCUGGAGAGACGGAGCGUCUGGAGGAGCUGCCUCUGUGUAGCUGCAGGAUGGAGGCACCACGCGUAGACAGCGCCAGCAGACGGCCCAACAGACUCUGCAUGGCCACAGAGAGCGUCAAUGGAGAGGUGUGUGUGGCUGUGCACAUGUAGCCUAGGAUUCUUUUCAACAGCGGUGGCAAAGUUAGUGUCGGGGGGCUUGGUUGUGGGCGUGGCCAAUGGUGCAGUCUCUGACUGAACAUUUUAGAGGCCCUCUUGGCCACACGGACAAAAAUAGCAGUUUUAAAACAAAUAGCCUGCAAUUCUACACAUUUUGCCAUGGGGCGGAGAGAAUUUGCAGAUUUAGAGCAAAUUUCUAACAAUUCUGCACAUUUUACCAUGGCUUAUGCCGUGUUCUUAUGCUAUCGAAGUAUGAAAAUGUAUGCACUCACUAACUGUAAGUCGCUCUGGAUAAGAGCGUCUGCUAAAUGACUAAAAUGUAAAUGUAAGUGACUCAAACAUUAUAACAAAAUCAAUAGGGGUCCCAUGCCAUUACAUUUUUGGAAUUUUAGAUUCUCCCGGUUGGUCUAGUUUUUAUUCUGGUGGUUGUUAGUUCUCAAAGAUGAUCUUAUUAAAAAAUAUGUAGCUCCAUUAUCUUUUCUACUUAUUUUGUAUAUAUUUUUUACAUCAUAUUUUAGGGAGCGGUGGCCAUUUUUGGGAGUCGCUGCUAAAUGGAAAUAGGCAAUUCCAUCUCACAAAUCUAAUUUAGAAUUUGUAUUUAUUUAUUUAUUUGUCAUUUAGCAGACGCUCUUAUCCAGAGCGACUUACAGGAGCAAUUAGGGUUAAGUGCCUUGCUCAAGGGCACAUCGACAGAUUUUUCACCUAGUCGGCUCGGGGGUUAGAACCAGCGACCUUUCGGUUACUGGCACAACGCUCUUAACCACUAAGCUACCUGCCGCCCCAGCAAUUUUUCACUUUCCCUCUGUCUUUCGCAGCUGGUGGGCUGUACCAAUAUCAUUCUGAAGGGGGAGACCAUGCGGCCGUCCAGUCGGGUUUCCCUCAUGGUGUUGUGCGAGAGCCAUCGGUCACAUAUGGUCAAACAUCACUGCUGCCCUGGAUGUGGAUACUUCUGUAUCGCGGUAAGGUUUUGUGCCACCCCCACAAUCACACAUACUAUCUGAUGUCAAAGAACUGGAUAGGUGAAAGCAAAUUCCAAGUAGACAUCCUCCAUAUUGCUUUCACCUUAGACCUAGCUUGUGUUUUCAGAUCUGUAAAGAUGGAGAGGAGACACAGAGAGGCCACUGCAGACACUUGAAAUGCAUUAUAAGUCUGCAUGUACAGCAUAUGUUUGACCUGGUCUUAACCCUCACACCCCUCCCUAUCUCUGAUCUCCCAGGGCACCUUCCUAGAGUGCUGUCCGGACCAGCGCAUCGCCCACCGCUUCCACCGGGGUUGUGUGACAGUGCUCGGGGCUGGGAGGGGCAGGGGCAUGGGCACAGGCAUGCUCUUCUGCCCCCACUGUGGUGAGGAUGCCUCGGAGGCCCAAGAGGUCACCAUCCCCCCCACAGCAUCUGCGGUCACAGUGGUCACCACCUCAGCCUCCUCCACCACCACACCGUCCCUCCCACACCCCAUCCCCUCGGCCCUCUCCCUGGCGGCCUCCACAGGGGCGCUGAAGAACGGGAAGAGGCCGGAGGGCCCUAUCAGGUGAGGAUGGAGGGAGAUGAAGAUGUGUGAAAUGACUAAGUGUAGGAUGCCGUAUGAUAUUUUCUACACUGCACUUCAAUCUGCAAUCAUUGGAUGCUUUUGCUCUGCUUGUUGUGUAUUUCUGGAUAAUUGAUUUGAGCUUGUGUCUGUGUCAUUAUUAUUUGAUAACUAUUCAUGUGGAAAUUAUGGAUAUUCGCACCACCCUAAUUGUCCCAGCCUUUUUUUACUCACUCUCUUUCUCCUCUCUAUUUGUCAGUGCGAGGAUGCGUGGGUUGAUAAAGAAGGACCCGGAGCAGCAGCCCCCCCAAGCCGCUGUGGCAGCAGGGCCUGUCAACGCAGCCCCCCCAGGGGAGGGGGGAGUGGACAGUGUGGGACCCUCCCUCUGUCUGCCCAAUGGGAAGCCAGUCUGUCCCAGUGCACUUCCCGCAGGGCCCAGUAGGGCGGCACUGCAGAAUGCCAUUCUCACCCAGGACACUGAGAAGUGAGACAAAAUAAUAAAAUAGACUAAUAAUGGUCUGUCUUAUAGAAUAUCAUUAUUUAUUGCAAAUCAAUGAUUGAUGGGAAUUGUUUACAGCUAGAUUUGGGCCCUGUUUAGAUGCUUUGAAAAUACAUCCAUCUUUCCUCCCUUUGUUGAAAUUCAAAAUUUUCUGAACUGAUUGAAUUGGGGAAAUGUAUUUAAUGGUGUUGGAUCAGUGGUUAGUCCAAGGAAAAGAUGUGGGAGCGAUGCAUUUUACACAGAGUCCUGACAACCAUAACAUAGGAGCUGUUCUCACGUGAUGAUUAUUGGUUGUGAUUGGUCAGGAGGAAGAAGCUGAGGUUUCACCCCCGCCAGCUCUAUCCAGCCGCCAAGCAGGGCGAGGUGCAGCGAGUUCUGCUCAUGCUCAGUAAGUGUCAUAAGGAGUCUGUUUUGUAUUUUACUGUUAGAUAAAAUACAUUCCUGAUCUGAUUGCAUGUUUUGUCCUCUCUUUCAUCAGCUCUGGAAACUCGUGUUACCACUGUUCUUUCACAUAAGUGCAAGUGAAUGAAUGAGUUGAUAUUGACUCCUACUGCUGCUAAUAACCCAUCCACUCCACUUACUCUCUCUGUUUGGUUCAGUGGAGGGCAUAGACCCAGCCUACCAGGCUGACUCCCAGAACAGACGCUGUGCUCUCCACGUUGCCGCCCAGAGAGGCCUGCUGGAGGUCUGCUACAUGCUGGUGCAGGUGAACAACCUUUUCAUUUCAAUUACAACUGGGUGAUAUUCAUUAGGCAGUUUUCUGUUGCAAAUGUUUUACUACGGUGUCCCCAAAUGAAUACGACCCUGCUCUUUAUCGUUAUGGUCAAUGAUAAAAGUGACUCCUUUACACUUAUUCACCCAAAUAUGGAUCAGAGUGUCACUCAGACAGUUAUUAUUCACCAGAGUGCUCAAAUAAAUGUAUUGUCUAUUUACAGGCAGGUGCUAAACUAGACGUCCAAGACAAAUCCAUGAGGACCCCUCUCCUGGAGGCAAUCGUCAACAACCAUGUAGAGGUGACCAGGUACCUGGUCCAGAGUGGAGCCUGCGUCUAUCACACUGUGAGUGUCUGGUAAACAGCCCCUAUACCAAAGCCAACCCGCUAACACUAGUAGAGGCUCUAAUAACAUGAGCCGUAAAGGAUUUAAACCUGAAAGAAUUUGAUAAUCACCUUGAGUCACCCCAGAAGUCAACAGGAUAAUAUAUUAUAGACUAACUGUAGCUAGGACCUGUAGGUGGUAUGUUAAUACAAUCUUGAUUGCGAUCAAAUUAUCCACUUCUGACAAUAUUAAAAUAUGAGAUUUUUUCUGUCCACCUCUCCUAUUGUCUUUUCUCCUUCUCCUCUUCCCCUCAACUAUUCUAUUUUUUUCCGUUCUCUUUCCAUCUCCCUUUUCCCUUAUUUUCCUCUCUUCUCCCCUCCUCCCUCUCUUCUCCCCCUCCUCUGCUCUCCAGGAAGAAGAUGGCUACACUGGUCUCCACCACGCAGCCAAACUGGGCAGUCUGGACAUUGUCACCCUUUUGUUGGAGACGGGACAGGUGGACAUCAACGCACAGGUGGGGAAGAGCGAGAGAGGAACACUCUUGGGCUCUAGACAGGGUGGCAACAACCAACAAGUCAGUGUGUGUGUGUGUUUUAUCAGUCUGUCACUCUUUGUCGACUGUGUACUUUGCACUGCAUCAUGUCCAAUGACCACGUUGUCUGGGUUCUGAGAAUAAUUGUUUAUAAUUUAUCUUGAUUCAGACUAUGCAUGCACAGUUGAAGAUAAUGAUUCUCUUUAUUUGAUGUAAAGUUGUAAUUUUUUUUUUUUACUUCGGCUAACCAGAGUUUGUCUAAUUUCAAACUGUAUCCCUCUGUAUGUUAUGUUUGUCUAUGCAGUGUAAUACUCCUUUACUUAGCGUAGCACUAACACCUUCCUUUGUAGGGAUAGUAAUCAUUCAAUGUACUCAAUAACAGAUACUGUAUCAUGUGUCACUUGGUAGUGUUAGUUACCUGUAGUUCUUAAUUAGUCAAUAGACUGAGUUAACUAUUACCACCAGAAUAAACCUGUAUGUUUAAUCUAUCUACCAGUUCCAUGUAAUGUACUUGUGUUUGGCUGUAUUGGCUUGAGUACCACUGUAUAGUCCAGUCCCCUUAUCCUCUGAGUCAAUGUGCUGUAUCCCGCUUUCAGGAUAGUGGAGGCUGGACUCCUAUCAUCUGGGCUGCAGAGCACAAGCACAUCAAGGUCAUCAGAGCACUUCUUAACAGGGGGGCUGAUGUCACCCUCAAGGACAAGGUUAGUCUUUGUCCUGGUAUAACAACAUAUGGGAAUACAAUGGCCAAACUGAUUUUGAAGGAAGAUGUGUAGGAUUUAUAGGCACAAAUCCUUGAAACGACAGCAUUUGCUUCUUUAUACUUCAUUUAUUGAAGGUCAGUGUCAUUUUGGUUGUAGGACUCCAAUUCUUUAUAAAUAUAUAUAUACAGUGGGGAAAAAAAGUAUUUAGUCAGCCACCAAUUGUGCAAGUUCUCCCACUUAAAAAGAUGAGAGGCCUGUAAUUUUCAUCAUAGGUACACGUCAACUAUGACAGACAAAUUGAGAAGAAAAAAAUCCAGAAAAUCACAUUGUAGGAUUUUUAAUGAAUUUAUUUGCAAAUUAUGGUGGAAAAUAAGUAUUUGGUCAAUAACAAAAGUUUCUCAAUACUUUGUUAUAUACCCUUUGUUGGCAAUGACACAGGUCAAACGUUUUCUGUAAGUCUUCACAAGGUUUUCACACACUGUUGCUGGUAUUUUGGCCCAUUCCUCCAUGCAGAUCUCCUCUAGAGCAGUGAUGUUUUGGGGCUGUCGCUGGGCAACACGGACUUUCAACUCCCUCCAAAGAUUUUCUAUGGGAUUGAGAUCUGGAGACUGGCUAGGCCACUCCAGGACCUUGAAAUGCUUCUCUCGAAGCCACUCCUUCGUUGCCCGGGCGGUGUGUUUGGGAUCAUUGUCAUGCUGAAAGACCCAGCCACGUUUCAUCUUCAAUGCCCUUGCUGAUGGAAGGAGGUUUUCACUCAAAAUCUCACGAUACAUGGCCCCAUUCAUUCUUUCCUUUACACGGAUCAGUCGUCCUGGUCCCUUUGCAGAAAAACAGCCCCAAAGCAUGAUGUUUCCACCCCCAUGCUUCACAGUAGGUAUGGUGUUCUUUGGAUGCAACUCAGCAUUCUUUGUUCUCCAAACACGACGAGUUGAGUUUUUACCAAAAAGUUAUAUUUUGGUUUCAUCUGACCAUAUGACAUUCUCCCAAUCCUCUUCUGGAUCAUCCAAAUGCACUCUAGCAAACUUCAGACGGGCCUGGACAUGUACUGGCUUAAGCAGGGGGACACGUCUGGCACUGCAGGAUUUGAGUCCCUGGCGGCGUAGUGUGUUACUGAUGGUAGGCUUUGUUACUUUGGUCCCAGCUCUCUGCAGGUCAUUCACUAGGUCCCCCCGUGUGGUUCUGGGAUUUUUGCUCACUGUUCUUGUGAUCAUUUUGACCCCACGGGAUGAGAUCUUGCGUGGAGCCCCAGAUCGAGGGAGAUUAUCAGUGGUCUUGUAUGUCUUCCAUUUCCUAAUAAUUGCUCCCACAGUUGAUUUCUUCAAACCAAGCUGCUUACCUAUUGCAGAUUCAGUCUUCCCAGCCUGGUGCAGGUCUACAAUUUUGUUUCUGGUGUCCUUUGACAGCUCUUUGGUCUUGGCCAUAGUGGAGUUUGGAGUGUGACUGUUUGAGGUUGUGGACAGGUGUCUUUUAUACUGAUAACAAGUUCAAACAGGUGCCAUUAAUACAGGUAACGAGUGGAGGACAGAGGAGCCUCUUAAAGAAGAAGUUACAGGUCUGUGAGAGCCAGAAAUCAUGCUUGUUUGUAGGUGACCAAAUACUUAUUUUCCACCAUAAUUUGCAAAUAAAUUCAUUAAAAAUCCUACAAUAUGGUUUUCUGGAUUUUUUUUUCUAAAUUUGUCUGUCAUAGUUGACGUGUACCUAUGAUGAAAAUUACAGGCCUCUCUCAUCUUUUUAAGUGGGAGAACUUGCACAAUUGGUGGAUGACUAAAUACUUUUUUUCCCCACUGUAUGUAUGUAUAUAUAUAUAUAUAUAUAUUUUUUUUUAAAUUAAUUGAUUGUGAUCAAAGUCCCUCUGGGAUGAUACAAAUCUCUCCUUCUCUCUCUCUCUCUAUUAGGAGAUGAAUGUGUGUCUCCACUGGGCAUCCUUCGCAGGCUGUGUGGAGAUAGCAGAGAUGGUCCUGAACGCCGGCUGCCAGCUGUCCUCUGUCAACAUGCACGGGGACACUCCCCUACACAUCGCUUCCAGGGAGGGCUUCCUCGAGUGUGUCACGUGAGUAGCCCAAUACCCUGUCAAUCGCAUCCAACGGUUACUCUUGUAGUCUAUUAGUUUGGAAUAGAAGGAAUUUGUCCGUAGAUACUUAUCUGAAGUCAUUUGAGCAUUUUACGCCCCUAAUGGUUGCGGUUAUCAUAUGGGGUGGGUAAUCUGAUCCUAGAUCUGUGCCUAAGGGCAACUUUAGCACCUUGUUUGAUUGCUUAUCUCCUCUCUCUACAGGCUUUUCCUCUCUAGGGGGGCAGACAUUGACAUCAUGAACAGGGAAGGGGACACACCUCUUUCUCUGGCGCGUUCCGAUUCGCCCGUCUGGGUGUCACUCCAGAUAAACAGAAAGCUGCGCAGGGGGAUAGCCAAUCGCAUGCUUCGUACAGAGAAGAUCAUCAGCAGUGACGUAGCCCAGGGGUAUGAGAAUGUGCCUAUCCCCUGUGUGAACGCAGUGGAUGAUGAGGGAUGUCCCUCAGACUACAAGUACGUCUCUGAGAACUGUGAGACUUCAGCCAUGAACAUUGACCGCAACAUCACGCACUUACAGGUACAUACAUACGGUAACAACACACACUUAUAGAUGAUACAUACAUAUGAUACUUGUUAUCAUUGAUCAUGCAUGCAUCCUGUGUCUGUAUCUGUCCCUCAGCACUGCAGCUGCACAGAUGACUGCUCCUCCAGCAACUGUCUGUGUGGACAGCUCAGUAUCCGCUGCUGGUACGACAAGGUUAGUGACACAUGAUUUAUUUUACAGCCCACUUUAUUUGGAUAUAAAAGUAUGUAAAUGUUGGGGUUGUAGUUUAUAUUUGAUUAAGGAAAUUGACAAACUGGAACCUUGUAAAUAUCCUGGGUUUUCAGAGAUCUUGCUCUCAUUCUUCAAAUUGUACAUAUUAUAUCUUAUUAAACUGUGGAUAGUUUGUUGAACACAUUAUUUGUGAUGGACUUUCCAAAUAAAGUGUAACAAACUGUAUUUCCCUUUUUUGUCCCCCAUUAUGAAAUUGGGGAGGGGACUGUGGAUCUGUCUCCGUCCAUCCGGUUGUACGUUCGUACGUUAGUCACACACGAUAUCUCAGACAGCACUGGCCCUAUUUUGACAAAACUUGGGUGAAUGAUGUGUCUUGCCAUAUAUAUCCAGCAUUUACAAAAUUACACGGAUUGGCCAGAUGGUGGCGCAAUAACAAUAAAUUGAAAAUUCAAACUUUGAAAGGGUCACGCCCUCACCCAGUUUUAACUAAAGUCAUGAAAUUCGGUACAUAUGUCCCUCUCCUCACAAGGAAAAAAUGUGUCUCUGGAUCCAUAAGGUCCGUCAUGAUGGAUUUCCCUCCGUUUUGAAUUUUGUGAAAAACACUUAAAACGCUACUCUUCUGGCACCGACUGACUGAUCUGCACAAAACUUGAUAUGUGGCCUCUAUGGACAAAGGUCUCUCAGUGCAAUAUUUUCCAGACUAGUACCUAAAACAACAUGGCUGAUAUUGACCAAUAAACAUUCACGUGGAUAUUCAUAUUGUAACAAUUUGGUACACGUGUUGCAAACACUGUCAAUACUCAACAUAUGCAAGAACAUUAAUAUCGACCACACAGGGGCGCUAUAACGGGCACAUGUUUAUCUCUUGAUCUGUUUGAAUCAGAGUGCUGAAAUUUGGCACGCAUGCUCAGGGAUAUGAGUCUAGCUAACCCACGUGAUACCUCAGACUUCACUGGCCCAAUUUUUAUGAAAUUUGGGUGAAUGAUGCGUCUGAAAAUAUGUAGCAUAAAGCUUACUUAAUUAUUCGAUACAAAAAAAAAGGAUUUUCACUGCAUCCGGGAUAACGUAUACAGAUGAUUCGGCUUUACAACCUCUCCCCCUAAAAAGAGGUUUACCAGUAAGCCAACUUCAUAGACUGCGUCGCAUCUGCGACACAGGAAGAAUAUGAUAGACAAUUAAAUGAUCUCCUUGACUGUUUUCGCUUUAGAGGAUACCUUGAUACCUGGCUUGAUAAAGCUUAAAAACAAGUUAAAAGCUUGAACAGAAGCCAGUUACUUAAUAAAUUUAUAUUGGAUUUAUAUUGGAAAAACAUCCCGUUUUGGAGAACAUAAAUCCACUAUUAGACGUCAAGAUAUCACCUCGCCAGUUGCGAGAUACUUUAUAGAACAAAAUCAUUCUAAUAAUGAAUUGCGUUGCAUCGGGAUCGAAAAAGUUCAUCCACCACGUAGAGGUGAUUACGACAACAAAUUACUCCAAAGAGAAACCAUGUGGAUAUAUAAAUGAAAUUCUGUAUCUCCACACUGUUUAAACAAAUCAUUAGAUUUCACCUCCUUCCUAUAAGCUACAUUUAGACUUAUGGACAGUGUUCUUUUAUAUCAGAUUUUACGUAUCGUUUAUGAGUUGGCCCCACAUAUUUAUGAACGGCUGUGCCUGAUGUCCUUUGUGUUGGGCUGUCUCAUGAAUUUAUAUGAUGUAUUCAGGUGAGCGGACACCUGGGGCGGUUGAUUCGUGAGUUGCCCUUCGUGCCCGCUCCUAUACCCAUUGUGACUAAUUUGUAUACAGGUAGAAAAGCCACAUCUCUGAUUGGCAGAUGAGUGGCAAUCCUGAUUAGAAGCACAUGCUGCCCAUCGGUUGUUCUUUACAAAUACUGUUUUGAAUUGAAACCUACACACUGAAGAAGGCUGUAAAGACGAAACAUUUGUGAACGCUUUCCCUGAUGCAGUGAAAAUAAUGUAAAAAAAUGGAAUAAGGAAGUAAGCUUUAUGCUACAUUUAAGUGCGAACACCAUUUUGUUUGUCUGAAUUUGCGGGUUUUACGUGAUGUUCUCUUUUGAUGAAGGAUGCGUCUGGCCAUAAGAGAUCCGGCAUUUACAAAAUUGCACUGAUUGACCACUGUGCUCUUGGAAACUGUCAAGACUCUAGAAAUUGUUUUAUACCCGUCCACAGAUAUAUGCCUCAUCACAAUUAUAUCUCAAAGAUCUACGGACAGUUCCUUGGACUUCGUAGUAUAGUUUCUGCUCUGACAUGCACUGUCAAUUGUGGAACCUUUUUAUAUCUAAUUUGUGGGGGACUACAUGUGUUUUCUGUGUUUACCAGGACCACCGGUUACUCCAGGAGUUCAAUAAGAUCGAACCACCUCUCAUAUUCGAAUGUAACCUGGCGUGCUCCUGCUACCGCACCUGCAAGAACAGAGUGGUGCAGGCGGGCAUCAAGUAAGAGCUGUGUUACCACACCACUGUACACAUUUAAAUCGAAUUAGAACACUAUUGUAUACAGUGCCUUCAGAAAGUAUUCAUACCCCAUGACUUAUUCCACAUUUUGUUGUUACAGCCUGAAUUCGAAAUGGAUUAAAUAAUUAUUUUUUUUCUAGAAAGUUUUGCACAUUUAUUAAAAAUGAAAUACAGAAAUCUCAUUUACUUAAGUAUUCACACCCCUGAGUCAACACUUUGUAAAAGCACCUUUGGCGGUGAUUACAGUUUUAAGUCGUCUUGGAUAUGUCUGUAUCAGCUUUACACAUCUGGAUUUGGGGAUUUUCUCCCAUUCUUCCUUGCAGAUUGUCUCAAGCUCUGUUAAGUUAGAUGGAGAGUGGUGGUGAAGACCAAUCUUCAAGUCUUUCCACUGAUUUUUAAUGGGAUUCAAGUCUGGUCUUUGGCUGGGCCACUCAAGGACUUUCACAUUCUUGUUCUGAAGCCAUUCCAGCGUUGCUUUGGCUGUAUGCUUGGGGUCAUUGUCCUAUUGUAACGUAAAUCCUCAUCCCAGUCUAAGGUCGUUUGCACUCUGAAGCAGAUUCUCAAUAAGGAUUUGCCUGUAUUUGGCUACCAGUCUCCCAUUCCCUGCUGCUGAAAAGCAUUCCCAUAGCAUGAUGCUGCCACCACCAUGCUUCACGGUAGGGAUGGUGUUAGACAGGUGAUGAGCUGUGCCUUGUUUUCUCCACACAUAACGCUUUGCAUUCAGGCCAAAUAGUUAAUUUGUCUCAUCAGACCACAGACUCCUUUGCCUAAUGAUCUCAGUCUUUCACGUGCCUUUUUUCAAACUCCAGGUGUGAUGUCAUGUGCCUUUUUUCUCAGAAGUGGCUUCCGUCUGGCCACUCUCCCAUAAAGGCCAGAUUGGUGAAGUGCUGUAGAGACCGUUGUCCUUCUGGCAGGUUCUCCCAUCUCAGCCAAGGAACUAUGUAGUUCUGUCAGAGUGGUCAUUGGGAUCUUGGUCACCUCCCUAACCAAGGUCAUUCUUGCCUGGUUGCUCAGUUUGGUCAGAAGGCCAUCUCUAGGCAGAGUCUGUGUUGUUCUGUAUUUUUUCAAUUUCCCAAUGAUGGAGACCACUGUGCUCUUGGAAACUAUCAAGACUCUAGAAAUUGUUUUAUACCCUUCCGCAGAUACAGUUGAAGUUGGAAGUUUACAUACACUUAGGUUUGAGUAAUUAAAACUCAUUUUUCAACCACUCCAUAAAUGUAUUGUUAACAAACUAUAGUUUUGGCAAGUCGGUUAGGACAUCUACGUUGUGCAUGACACAAGUAAUUUUUCCAACAAUUGUUUACAGACAGAUUAUUUCACUUAUUAUUCACUAUAUCACAAUUCCAGUGGGUCAGAAGUUUACAUACACCAAGUUGACUGUGCCUUUAAACAGCUUGGAAAAUUCCAGAAAAUGAUGUCAAAACUUUAGAAGCUUCUGAUAGGCUAAUUGACAUCAUUUGAGUCAAUUUGAGGUGUACCUGUGGAUGUAUUUCAAGGCCUACCUUCAAACUCAGUGCCUCUUUGCUUGACAUCAUGGGAAAAUCAAAAGAAAUCAGCCAAUACCUCAGACCUCCACAAGUCUGGUUCAUCCUUGGGAGCAAUUUCCAAACGGCUGAAGGUACCACGUUCAUCUGUACAAACAAUAGUACACAAGGAUAAACACCAUGGGACCACGCAGGACCUUGUGAAGAUGCUGGAGGAAACAGGUAGAAAAGUAUCUAUAUCCACAGUAAAACGAGUCCUAUAUCGACAUAACCUGAAAGGCCGCUCAGCAAGGAAGAAGCCAAUGCUCCAAAACUACCAUAAAAAAGCCAGACUACGAUUUGCAACUGCACAUGGGGACAAAGAUCGUACUUUUUGGAGAAAUGUCCUCUGGUCUGAUGAAACAACAAUACAACGGUUUGGCCAUAAUGACCAUUGUUAUGUUUGGAGGAAAAAGGGGGUAGCUUGCAAGCCGAAGAACACCAUCCCAACUGUGAAGCAUGGGGGUGGCAGCAUCAUGCUGUGGGGGUGCUUUGCUGCAGGAGGGACUGGUGCGCUUCACAAAAUAGAUGGCAUCAUGAGGAAGAAAAAGUAUGUGGAUAUAUUAAAGAAACAUCUCAAGACAUCAAUCUUGCUUGGUCGCAAAUGGGUCUUCCAAAUAGACAAUGACCCCAAGCAUACUUCCAAAGUUGUGGCAAAAUGGCUUAAGGACAACAAAGUCAAGGUAUUGGAGUGGCCAUCACAAAACCCUAACCUCAAUCCUAUAGAAAAUGUGUGGGCAGAACUGAAACAGUGUGUGCGAGCAAGGAGGCCUACAAACCUGACUCAGUUACACCAGCUCUGUCAGGAGGAAUGGGCCAACAUUCACCCAACUUAUUGUGGGAAGCUUGUGGAAGGCUACCCAAAACGUUUGACCCAAGUGAAACAAUAUAAAGGCAAUGCUACCAAAUACUAAUUGAGUGUAUGUAAACUUCUGACCCACUGGGAAUGUGAUGAAAGAAAUAAAAGCUGAAAUAAAUCAUUCUCUCUACUAUAAUUCUGACAUUUCACAUUCUUAAAAUAAAGUGGUGAUCCUAACUGACCUAAGACAGGGACUUUUUACUAGGAUUAAAUGUCAGGAAUUUUGAAAACUGAGUUUAGAAGUAUUUGGCUACGUUGUAUGUAAACUUCCGACUUCAUCUGUAUAUGCCCCAUCACAAUUCUAUCUCAAAGAUCUACGGACAGUUCCUUGGACUUCAUAGUAUAGUUUCUGCUCUGACAUGCACUGUCAAUUGUGGAACCUUUAUAUAGACAGGUGUGUUUCUUUCUAAAUCAUGUCCAAACAAUUGAAUUGGCCACAAGUGGGCUCCAAUCAAGUUGUAUUGACAUCUCAACAACGUUCAAAGGAAAUUGGAUAAACCUGAUCUCAAUUUGGAUUGUCAUAUCAAAGUGGUGUGAAUACUUAUAUAAAUGAGAUAUUUCUGUAUUUCAUUUUCAAUGAAUUUGCUACAAUUUCUAAAAACAUGUUUUCACUUUGUCAUUAUAGGGUAUUGUGUGUAGAUGGGUGAGAAAUCAAUUGAAUCCAUUUUGAAUUCAGGCUGUAAGACAACAAAAUGUGGAAUAAGUCAUGGAGUAUGAAUACUUUCUGAAGGCACUAUCUGUCCCACUGGGGACCAGUACAAAAAAUGUAUGCACUCUCUACUGUAAGUCACUCUGGAUAAGAGCGUCUGCUAAAUGACUAAAAUGCUAAUCUUACUGUCUGGUCUGUGUCCUGGUACAAUCUCACUGGUAUACUUUCUCUCUCUCUCUCUUAGGGUACGUCUCCAGUUGUACCGGACAGAGAAGAUGGGAUGGGGAGUUCGGGCUCUACAGGACAUUCCCCAAGGCAGCUUCAUCUGCGAGUAAGUGUGUGUGUGCGUGCGUAUGGUUAUUUAAAAGGAAAUUAGUGUGUAUAAAGGCAAUUCGUAACCCAAUUCCAAACUUGCCUUGAGGCCACAGGUAUGCUCCGAUAGUGUAAAAACAAGCAUACAUUUAUUUUCCAAACAAAGGUAAUUUCAUAGGCUAUAUUCCAUCGAUGAUCAGACUUAAACGGCAAACAAAAAGUAUAGACUAAUAGCAGCUUUCUUAGUUCCAAGUAUUAGCUUAGUGGUAAAAAAAAAAAAAUGUGCGGUACCGCCAUACCUGAGGCCUAGUUGACCCAUACUGCCAAAAACCUAAAUAGAAAAGGGAAGGAGAACAUGGGCGGGCGGGGGCGGGGCGGGGGGGGUUCCCAGGAAAGGCUCCAUAAUGCUUUUAAAUACCGAUGAUCACCAUAAUGGAAAACCAAAAAUCAACCAUACUCAAUAAUUCAUAAUGCAAUAUGUAUACUUAUAUUCAAUAUAGCACACAAAAAAAAAGAAGGGAAUUUGGCUCCAACAGUAGCCAAUCUAAUGUUUUGCCAGUUCUAUCAAAUAGUUAAUUGGCUUGUUGAUGAAUGUAAGUAACAUUUCUCUCCACACAGAUAUGUAGGAGAACUGAUCUCUGACGCAGAGGCAGAUGUGAGAGAAGAUGACUCUUACCUCUUUGACCUGGACAACAAGGUACCUCAUCUGUUUUUCCUCUCAUAGGGAUUACACAUAAAAACGAUAAAAUACAUCAAAUCAAAUUUGAUUUGUCACAUGCGCCAAAUACAACUGGUGUAGACUUUACCGUCAUUUAGACACAGAGAUACGUUUUUAAAAACAUACCGCUGAUAUACCAAUGCACCUUAGUACAUCUCUCUCUCUCUCGCUCUCCUUCCCUCUAAAGGACGGGGAGGUGUACUGCAUUGAUGCCCGUUACUACGGUAACAUCAGCCGCUUCAUCAACCACCUGUGUGACCCCAACAUCAUCCCUGUGCGGGUGUUCAUGCUGCACCAGGACCUGCGCUUCCCCCGCAUCGCCUUCUUCAGUUCCAGAGAUAUCCUCACAGGACAGGAGCUAGGGUGAGAGGCUGCACCGCACGCACACUGUGGAUCUGAGCGCCAGACACAAAAUGGAAGCCCAGUGGAGUGGCUUUGAUACUGCCUUAGGAAAGUUGAAACAUGAUUUGGCACCACUUUUUCAGUAAGAGUAGCAUCUAUUCCAUAUAUCGCUUCUCUUGCACCAGAAAUAAAAUGGCCUGAGAGUAUAUUGUUUAUUCCACUAUGAAUAUGAUAUUAACGUACAUUGUAAUUCCAGGCUGAUACAAUUCUCAAUGUUCUUUCUGUGUGCACAGGUUUGAUUAUGGAGACCGUUUCUGGGACAUCAAGAGUAAAUACUUCACCUGCCAGUGUGGAUCAGAGAAAUGCAAACACUCAGCGGAGGCCAUCGCCUUGGAGCAGAGCAGGCUCGCUCGACUGGAAGCCUGUCCAGAAUCGGAGACUGACCCUGGGCUUGCCAUGCUAGGAAACUCCUAGGCUUCCCCUGGGGCCUGUUGUGUGUAUUUCUCCGUUUUUACACUGUCACUGUUAAUUUCGUAUGAAUUUGUGCAGUUAUUGUUUCAGUGUGGUAGACAAACUUUAACCUUUUCCAUGUAUGGGGUAUAAAUGACUGACAAAAAAGGUGUCUUCUGUGUAAGACCCUUUCAUACAGUACAGUAUUGCCAUGAGAGAUCAGUGGCACUACAGCAUGCUAUGAAAUGCCAGUUAUGCUCACCACUUGCUGUGCCAAAUACAUACUGAACAAUUAAUUUCACAGUACUCUACCAUGAAACAGUCUACUGCUGUGAAGUAAUUGAAGAAGUUACCAACAGCUGACUUGUGUAGUAAUGAAGUCAUAUUGCAUAUGUCUGUUUUUGUUUUAUGUUUUGUCAUUUUAAUAAAUGUGAUUAAAAAUUGACUAAUGGA
Messenger RNA from Coregonus sp. 'balchen', 19347 nucleotides. NCBI's taxonomy places the organism in Eukaryota, Metazoa, Chordata, Actinopteri, Salmoniformes, Salmonidae. The record is from the annotation of a GenBank genome assembly.